GGUCAUAGUUUAGAUUAUUUGUGGAACUACAAAGACCACAAUGCAAUUUGCCUUUGCCGCUCACAUCCGCUUGACUUGCUCUGUGUGUUGGAAAAAGGACUUUGUGAAACUGCAGCGAUGUCAGUCCAGGUUGUGGCAGCGAAAAUGGCAGAGGUCGAACUCAAAGACGUCCCCACCGGUAAGGACUUACCGGCUGAAUUCCCGGUGACAACGACCUCAGAGGGCAAGAACCUCGGCAGGAUCGACCCGCACGAGGCCGGUUCCUCAGCCGCUGCGUCCCCCACAGCGGAGCCCUUCGUUAAAGUCGGGGAAGGCAGCCUGGGCUUGCUCACUCCGAACCCCGUGAAGAUGCCUCAGGCGUCGGCUAUGAAGCGGUCGGACCCGCAGCAGAACGGUGGAGAGGCUUUUGUCAAUCGUGACGGUACCGUUGCCGAGGCUCCGCGGAUGAAAAAGCAGAUCCAGUUUGCAGAUCAGAAACAGGAGUUCAACAAGCGUCCCUCCAAGAUCGGCCGGCGUUCUUUGUCCCGCUCCAUCUCCCAGUCCUCCACAGACAGUUACAGCUCAGCGGCAUCGUACACGGACAGCUCUGAUGAUGAGACAUCUCCUCGGGACAAACAGCAGAAGAACUCCAAGGGCAACGGAGACUUCUGCAUCAAAAACAUCAAACAGGCCGACUUCGGACGCAGAGAGAUUGAGAUCGCCGAGCAAGAGAUGCCUGCCCUGAUGGCUCUGCGGAAGCGAGCCCAAGGAGAGAAACCCCUCGCUGGUGCCAAGGUGGUGGGCUGCACCCACAUCACUGCCCAGACUGCUGUGCUGAUGGAGACUCUGUCAGCAUUGGGAGCUCAGUGUAGAUGGGCAGCCUGUAACAUCUACUCCACCCAGAAUGAAGUGGCAGCUGCCCUGGCAGAGGGAGGUUUCAAUGUAUUUGCAUGGAAGGGUGAGUCAGAAGAUGACUUCUGGUGGUGCAUUGAUCGCUGUGUCAACGUGGAAGGCUGGCAACCCAACAUGAUCUUGGAUGACGGUGGAGACCUCACCCACUGGAUCUAUAAAAAAUACCCUAAUAUGUUCAAAAAGAUCAAGGGCAUUGUAGAGGAGAGCGUUACCGGUGUACACAGGUUGUACCAGCUGUCAAAGGCAGGAAAGCUGUGUGUCCCAGCCAUGAACGUUAACGAUUCAGUGACCAAGCAGAAGUUUGACAACCUCUACUGCUGCAGGGAGUCCAUCUUAGACGGCCUGAAGAGGACCACUGAUGUUAUGUUUGGGGGCAAACAGGUGGUGGUGUGUGGAUAUGGAGAGGUUGGAAAAGGCUGUUCUGCUGCCCUCAAAGCAAUGGGCUCCAUUGUUUAUGUCACAGAGAUCGACCCCAUCUGUGCUUUGCAGGCCUGCAUGGACGGCUUCCGGCUGGUGAAGCUGAACGAAGUCAUCAGACAAGUAGACAUUGUCAUCACCUGCACAGGCAAUAAGAACGUAGUGGUGAGAGAGUAUCUCGACCGCAUGAAGAACGGCUGCAUUGUCUGCAAUAUGGGACACUCCAACACUGAGAUCGAUGUGGCAAGCCUGCGCACUCCUGAACUGACCUGGGAGAGGGUGCGCUCUCAGGUAGACCACAUCAUCUGGCCUGAUGGCAAGAGGAUAGUGCUCCUGGCUGAGGGUCGUUUGCUGAACCUCAGCUGUUCCACUGUGCCCACUUUUGUUCUCUCCAUCACUGCCACCACCCAGGCUCUGGCUUUGAUAGAGCUGUACAAUGCCCCUGAGGGACGCUACAAACAGGAUGUUUACCUGCUACCUAAGAAGAUGGAUGAAUAUGUGGCCAGCCUUCAUCUCCCUACAUUUGAUGCACAUCUUACAGAACUGACUGAAGAGCAGGCCAAGUAUCUGGGCUUGAACAAGAACGGGCCUUUUAAGCCAAACUACUAUAGGUAUUAAACCAGUGCUGAGGCUGUACUGAGGAAAUACCAAUACUUCGAGAAUCGCACAGAUGUGUAGAGGGAGAGGAGAGGUAUGAUAAGGAGGACAGAAAGAAGGAUGAACUGAAGGAUUGACAGAAUAGUCAACACACCUGCAUUAUAUAUCUUUUGGGGGGCUUUCUCUGCACUUAUGGCAGUAAUUUUAUUUAUACACACUUGACAACAGUAACAUUAAUUCUAUGGAGCUGCUCCUGCCAUUUGCCGAUACCUGGCGUUGUCUUGUGGGAGGUGUUUGACUUCCCUUACUUUCAUGUUUCACAACCGUUAUCUCUUUUCUCUCAUUCGUGUGUUAAGCUGUAUGUAAGCCCUCCAUCCUCCCUUCCCAUUGCCAGAUCUUUUAAUUGUUUAAAUAUUAAAGAUGGUAUUAUUGGCGCUAAAUGAUAUAUACUCUAUAUAAAAAAAAUGAUUAAAAAAAUGUGUGUGAAUGAUGACGUUAUUUGAAGAUUUAGUGAUUUAAAUUUUUUCCUGUCUUUUUUUGUUGUCUUUUCUACUGGUGAUUAUAUUUUUGUUUUCUCUUGUGUAAUAUUUGCAAGACUGGGGUUAUACAUGGUGGGAGGGGGUUAGGCAGGGUCUCAGGGUCCAAUCAUAUCAUGUCCUUUAUUUGAUGUCAUGGAGAUUCACCAUUGUGUCUGUUUUUAAACAUUUUUUUAUUAUGCCUUCUCCCCCUUCAGAUCAGCCUGCUUCUUUCUUGGCUUUCAGCUGCUCACAUAGCACUAGUGUUGACAUAAUGAAAAGUAUUGCAAACUAGUCCUUUACCAACAAUGACUGUACUGUAUUAAAAGCAUGAUAAGUUAGCAGAUCAUUAUGAGAUCAUUAUGAAGGGUGUAAUGUAUAUUUAGAUAUUUAAAUAAAAAAAAAUCUCUCCUGUGGCAUCUAAUAUAACUUUUGAGAGAAAAUCAAUUUGUCAUAAAGAUAAGCAAUCAAAAGUUCUAAUGAAAGUAUAAUAAAUGUACUUAAACCUUCAUUUUUUUAAUACUGUGACAAAAACGUAUACCAAAUGUGCAGCAAGUAGUUUUCAGUCCAGUACUUGCGCAUAUUUCUUUGAUCAGGUUGUCCUUGAAAGGUAUGGUGCUGUCUAGAUUUACUGUACUUACCAUACACAACACAACUCUUUGGUACUCACAAGUCAGGACAUAAAAACAGUCAUGUUUUAUCUUGUUUCCAUCCAAGAAACUUCUUACAAAUGCGUGUGCAUUUGCUUUUAAAGGUAAUUUCGACCUUUUCCCACCUGAGUCAUUCACCUUUCCAGUAUAACGAGCUGCACAGUCAUCCCCAGCUGGCCAGAUGGUGGAAGUUAGAAAGUCCUAACAGGCAUCUAGGCUGACAGCCAAUUGCACCCCGUCGCUAGACCGGCUCUGCACCAGAACCAAUCAGAUUCUCUGCUAGCCUGCUGGGAAAUGACGCCAGCUCUUUUUUUCACAGACUGGGAUGGCAGUAAUUCAUUAUCAUUAUCCAGGUCUUAAAAUGUACUGUAUGUGGAAAAUACAUUUAAUCAUUUUACAUAUUUAAACUGGCAGACAUGGCACAGAAACUUUACCAGCUAAAUAAAUACUCAAGAUACAUACACUUGCAAAAUUCAUGCUUUUUUUGUGUGUGAAUAUAUCAUUAAUGUAAAUAAUAUUUAAUACCAGGAAUACUUUGACAUUUUAUUAAGUAUGGCUAUUCACUGUCUUGCUGCAAAGUUAAGAGGAUCAGAACCACUUUGUUUGUUAAAUAUGCUUAGCUUAGCAUAAAAACUUGAAAUAGAGAAAAAGGUUCACCUGGGUCUGUCCAGUAACAAAAUCAGCAUCACCUGGCCUUUAUGCUAAAUUAAGGUAACCAGCUGCUGGCACCAGUGGCACAGUAUUUAGCAUAAAUUCAUUAGUGGUAUACAUUUUUGAUCUAAUUCUCAACAAGAAGAAAUGUAUUUCCCAAAAUAUCAAACUAUUUGGUUUAAAAUUUCUAGGUGUCUGUGCACCUCUCAGAUAAACUUCUUACUCUACGUCCAUAUGCCACAAAGUAAGGACAAGAUCUUGUACUGUGUCAUAGCCCAUGCAACCUCACCGUCACACUAUUCCCUGAAGAUGUCUGUGCAUUUCUCUCCUUGUGCUGUUGAGAAAGUAGUGUGACCUGUUGUCAGCAUCCAGUAGUUCUUAAAGCUGUCUUAAGUCUUUUCCCCCUUUUGUAAGGUGUGAAUGUGUGCAUUAAAGAGUAUUUGAACUCUUGAGAGAAAACAGAGGUGAUUAUAGCUGAUGUGUGUGUGGCUCUCUGUCUUUAUUUGUACAUAUCCUUUUUUUUUUGUAGUCCAUGGUUACUUUAACACCUGUCUCAGGAUCGUAGCCUGUGCAUUAGUUGGAGAAACCUUUGUUUUUGUUUUUGUUUUUUUUUUUGGUCAGUCAUAAACUGACAACACAUGGGUGGGUGGGGGGAGACACCAGCAUCAUAUAUGUAUAUACAUAUUAUAUACAAAUAUGACAACCUUUAAAAAGUAUAGGAAGGUAAAAGAAAAGUCAACUUAUGUAUUUGUUGUUGUAAAUCCUCAUUGCAAACUGGCAAAAUUCUCAAACAUGUUUUAAGUUAUUGAAUAACAAAAAAAACCCCUGUGUUUAAAUAUUACAAGUGAUCAUAGUAGAUGAG
Molecule: messenger RNA, 4583 nt
Organism: Monopterus albus (swamp eel)
Lineage: Eukaryota; Metazoa; Chordata; Actinopteri; Synbranchiformes; Synbranchidae
Gene: ahcyl2b
Product: adenosylhomocysteinase like 2b
Exons: 17
Coding region: 118-1926 (602 amino acids)
Biological process (GO): L-methionine cycle
Cellular component (GO): cytosol
Source: RefSeq, a predicted model, not a curated record